Messenger RNA from Lichtheimia ornata, 1308 nucleotides. RefSeq lists its product as uncharacterized. The record is from RefSeq and is a predicted model, not a curated record. NCBI's taxonomy places the organism in Eukaryota, Fungi, Mucoromycota, Mucoromycetes, Mucorales, Lichtheimiaceae. The transcript has 3 exons. The coding region runs from base 1 to 1308 and encodes 435 amino acids.
AUGACAUUUUCAGAAAAUGACCAAGACGACGUGUUUGUGAGAAGGCCAUUACCGAAAAGCAAACACCGCGCUGUCCCUGGUGGUGGGAAGCAAUAUCAGCACCAACAGCAUGGCACAACACCCCACACACGCCCCAUCCCUACCGCAACCACAACCCCACAACAACAACCACAACAACAAUCAGCAGCCGAUUCAUCCGAUGGUUUCUCUGCCGCUGUUUCAUGGCCUAUCCUCUUAGCCAUUGUGCCCACAGUGGGUUCCUUUUUUGCUGGUAGUGCAGAUGCAUGGAGUGACUUUGUAAUGAUCCUCUUGAUUCUAUUUUAUGUGUAUAAAUGGAUGACAGUGCCAUGGAAUUAUUACGAAAGUGCACGUUCGAGACGUGUUAUUCAUCAACGAUCUACAUGGCGUGGUAGUGGUAUCGAUAGCGACGACAUUGAUAGCAAAAAGAAGCUUGCUGAAUAUGAACGACGCCAAGCUGUGGCUGAUGAACUUCGACGACACGAGUUGGCUGGACUCAUCUGGGUAGUCAUAUCACCUGUGGUUGCCGGCUACACGUUGCAGUAUAGUCGUUACUUUUUAAGCAACUAUGAACGCUAUAUGAGCUCUUUCAAUGUAUUUGUGUUUGUAUUGGCGGCAUCGCUCAAGCCUCUUGCCCACGUGCUUACCUUAUUACGAGAACGCACCUUAUACUUACAAAGCGAGAUGCAGAUCUCUGAGACCGAGGUACAGCUCUUGCAAAGAAAAGUUGACCUCAUGGAGGAGGAACUUGAUACAUUGCGUAAGGCUUUUGCAACCAAGAAGGACCUAGGCCAGGUCACUGAUGAUUUGAACCCCACCAUUCAGCGACUUACCAAGACCAUUCGUCGCUUUGAAAAGAAGGAAAGUGAUAUGCAAUCCUUGGCUGAUAACCGACUCGCUGUGAUUGAACAAAAGAUGCAAGACUUUGAUCAAUUUAUCUGCUAUCGUAUCGAGCAAGAGCAACGACAAUCGGCACAUGGCAUGGUCGUUACGCUGGUGUUAUUGCCACUCAACAUUACAUUGUGGAUCGCCAAACGUAUGACAGGGCUUUUACCAGUGCCACAUGCUCUUUUGGGCUCUUCAGCUUCAGCAGCAGCAUCCGCCGCAUCAGCUAAACCAGUGUUGCAUCACCAUCAUCAUCGGCCUAAAAUGUCUCUGCCGACGAAGCAUCUGACACAUCCCGAUAUUCGUCCCACAAUGCACGGGUCUACAGCACCCGAUCCUACGGAAUAUGUAACAAAGGAAGAGGCAACAAUGGCACUCAAUCAGCAGAGGUCCCUACAACGUUGA